This is a messenger RNA of Saimiri boliviensis boliviensis (Bolivian squirrel monkey), 750 nucleotides long. RefSeq names its product mitochondrial ribosomal protein L14 (gene MRPL14). Gene Ontology annotation, cellular component: ribosome; mitochondrion. The record is from RefSeq and is a predicted model, not a curated record. NCBI's taxonomy places the organism in Eukaryota, Metazoa, Chordata, Mammalia, Primates, Cebidae. Gene Ontology annotation, biological process: translation. Gene Ontology annotation, molecular function: structural constituent of ribosome.
GUGCGCGCACUCUCAGAUCGCGUCCACCGCGUUGGGCCUGUAGCGCAGGCGCUGAGGGGAGGCCGCGUGGGGCGAAGGCGGCGCUUGUCCGGAUUUAUCUUGGGAUCCCAUGGCUUUCUUUACUGGGCUCUGGGGCCCCUUCACCUUUGUACGCAGAGCACUGAUCCAUCGCUGUUUCAGCACCACUGGGAGCCUGAGUGCGAUUCAGAAGAUGACGCGGGUACGAGUGGUGGACAACAGUGCCCUGGGGAACAGCCCAUACCAUCGGGCUCCUCGCUGCAUCCACGUCUAUAACAAGAAUGGGGUGGGCAAGGUGGGCGACCGGAUACUCCUGGCCAUCAGGGGACAGAAGAAAAAGGCGCUCAUUGUGGGGCAUCGCAUGCCUGGCCCCCGAAUGACUCCCAGGUUCGACUCCAACAACGUGGUACUCAUUGAGGACAACGGGAACCCUGUGGGGACCCGAAUUAAGAUACCUAUCCCCACCAGCCUGCGCAAGCGGGAAGGCGAAUAUUCCAAGGUGCUGGCCAUUGCUCAGAACUUUGUGUGAGUUGAGCCCAGGCCUCUGGUUGCAUGAGGGUUUGUGAAUGGCACAGUUCCAAGAACCACACUUUUGCUAAGGGAGCUUGGGAGCCACAUGGCUGCUCCCUUCACACUGGGUAACAGUGUCCUGUGAGAGAAUAAAUAUAUUAAUUUAUGUUCUUCCAGAGCUUUCUGGGAUGUAGUGGGAAAGUAAAUGACACUGGAGCAGUU